AUGUUGUUCGCGGCUCAUGGAUUUUGGCGAUACUUCGUUUUACUUUCCAUUAUCGCGUCACAAACAUAUGCCGCUGACGCUCCGAGUAAAGAAGAAUGUUGGUGGACCGGAUGCCAGGCGAGCACGUGGGCCGUGACCGGAUGCAAUCAGUACAAUCGGACGCAGAAAAACGUCAAAGUUUGCGAUGGUGGUUCGGAGUAUUACUGCUGUCCGCCCGACCUGAACGUGGAGCCUGCAGCCGAAGACUGUUGGUGGACUGGGUGUCAGCCGAACAAUUGGGCGGUCAAGGGCUGCGACAGCUACAACAGAACGGAAAGAAAGCGGACGGCGUGCGAGGAGGACGGCUUUAAAUACGAAUGCUGCAGUGCUCUUGACACCGCCGAACAUGACGGAGACUGUUGGUGGUCGGGGUGUCAACCGAAAGACCGGAGCGGUCGCGGGUGUCCGUCGAACACGGUUCGAAUCGGUUCACAUACUUGUCCCGGCGGCGAUCUGUUCCAGUGCUGUUCGAGAAGCACUCCUGUCAAUGGCAACGGCGGCACAAACGAAGCAGACAAAUAUGACGUAGAAGAGAUAUCAGGCACGUCGUUUACGGAUUACGUUAGAUAUUUGCUUUUGAAGGGUAACAAUUUCACGAUCAGGCCCGACAAAUUGCGGUGCGAUCUUGUCGAUGUGGAAAAGUCUCAUAUGUUUCGCGUGAAAAAUGAAGGGAUACGUGUCUGUGAUCUGUGCCCUAACUUUCCACAACAACGGUAUCAAAACGUGUAUCUGGACUCGGAUCCCAUGGAUGUACGGGAAAACUUCGAUUUCCCGGAUUGCUUUGGGCUGUGCUUCGUGACCAGUAACUGUGUGGCUUUCAGUUACGAUCACGCGGCGAAAAAAUGUUACGCAUUUUCUAGUACAGACGGAAACUUGGAGGAAGAAUACCGCUGGACCACAGUGUUUAUGACACAGCCGACUGGAGUGUUGUACGAUUGGAUGUAUUCAAGGCAUACAUUAGCUGCCGGAGCAGUUUUUAUGAGUAGGACGCAAGAAGGCACGUUCUUGACCUGUCUGGACAAGUGUAACGCGCAAAGGGAAUGCAACGUCGUCUCGUAUUCACUAACGAACUCGACGUGCACGACUUACCGGGACGUAGAAAAUCAGUUGCAACGAGUCGACUUUGAAUACGGUUAUGUAUCGGCGUUUCGUAUGGAAGUCUUACCGAUAGGAAACGGAAAAAAAUGGCGUUUUUAUGAGACGGGUGACGACAAUUUAUUGUCCUUAAAACCGACAAAAGUCAGUAACGAACCAUGUGCUUUGACGAAAAACGAUACUCACAAUAGUUUUUAUUCUAAACCAUGUUUUACAUCUCCAUCUCAAGGAUGUAACGUCAAGACGGGUUGCAAAACAUGUUAUUACCCAGAGAAAGUGAGUGGUACUGAAAAUCUGAGCGUUUGCCCGGAUAGCGAUUUAUAUUAUUUAGAAAGAAUCGACAAUCUUUUAGACACUGAAAUGAGUAGAUGUUUAAAUAAUUCUGAAUGUAUGGGGUUUGGAUUGAAUUCCGAACUGGCUGAAACUAUAACUAUAGCAAACUUUGGUCAACGUGAAUAUUUGAAGUCAUUCAUGUUGAAGUACCCUAAAAAAAACACUGUUGGUAUACACAAGUACCUCAAGAAUUACGAGUUUAUUGAAAACCUUGAGAUCAAACCUUUACCGAAUUCAGCAAGCACCAUACAGAUUUUACGCGAAGUCACAUUUGACAAAUGUUUAUCUGAUUACGAAAAAUCAAAUUAUAAACGCAUGUCUUACUCCGUAACCGAAAGGAAAUGUUCAAUGUCCUCUGAAUUUGUGCAACUGAUAGAAAAUAAAAAUGUUUUAACUUUGUUUAAGAAACCUUCAUUUUUAUCUCCGACAUUGAAUUAUAUACGCACUCCAGGAUUACGUUUGGAUCCCAAGUUAUCAAUAAAUAAAAUCGAUUGUAAAACAAACUGCGAAGAAACAUGUGCAAAGAUCUGUAACCAGCCAUCUAAUGAUUGGUGCGCAUACGUAUAUUUAGAAUAUUUUAUUGAUACUUCGAGAUGUCACUUUUAUAAUUCUCAAGAAACAAGUUUGAAAAUGGAACCAUCGACAAAUUCAAUGAUUCUUGUUGCUCAAAGUAAGUCAAAUUUUACGCUGGCUGCGUUUGAUCAAGUAAAUCCGUUUAGCCAAGACGAGAACAUGAUAUUGGGAUGUUUUUCCGGUACAAAUGAACAAACACAAACGUCGCUGACAGUCUUUGGAAAUCCUAGUGGAACGACUGAAGUGGCAAAACGGAGUAAAAGAGGGUUUUUUGACUGGAUAGGCAAAGCGGUGAAAUCGGUAGCUAAUACAGUGGUAAACGCUGUAAAAGACACAGUAAAAGGGGUCGUUGACACAGCAAAAGGAGUUGUGAAGGCUGUAGAUAAAGUAGUCAAAGGUGAUUUAAAAGGGGCAAAAAAUGCUUUUACUAACAUACCCAUAGUGAAAGACAUAAAGAAUGCCGUGGACUUUGGAGGGGCCGUUAUUACUGGAGACUGGGACACCGCGAAAGAGAAAGGAAUUGAUUUAUUAGGAUCAUCGCUGGUUGAUGUCGGUCUUACUGUUAUUGCGCCGGGUGUAGGAAAAAUCAUUGGUACAGGGUUAAAAUCCAUAGCUAAAGGGUCCAAGACGGCCGUUAAGAAUAUAAAAAAACAAUCAGAUAAAGUAGAACACACAAUUAAACCAAAACAAAACAAUAUAGAUAAAGAAAACAAAAAUGGAAAACUGAAACCUAAAGACAAAGAUAAGAAAAAAGAAGAUGUCGACCGUUGUGAGAACAGACGCACACGGGCAACCAGCUCACAAAAAGGAAAGCAUAGUUGUAAACGAGCCGAGUGUGACGCUCCAAAAGGUGUUCGUUUUUCUUUGUCUGAGUCAUUUGAAAGUUGUAGCAAAAAACAAGUUGGAUCUAAAUGUCAUUACGAGUGUAAGGUAGGAUAUGAAGAAAAAGGCCCGAGUGCAACGUGCACCAAGAAAACAAAUCAAAUGACCGCGUGGGAUCCACAACCAGAAUGUUCCUUGUAUAAGUGUAGUGAUAGUAUGUUCCCCAUAGUUGCUGUGAAAACUCCAAAGAUCGAAAGUCUUACUUCAAUUCCGACAAGUAAAUAUAUAGUCGUGUAUGUAGUUAUGUUCGACAAAUCAAGAAAAAUACCCGUGUGGUCAGUAGCUUUACACCAAAGUAACCAAUUCCAAUCCAAAAGCUACAAUGACGCCAAAGACGUUGGUCGAAAAAGUUUCUUCAGGUAUCCGUGCACUGCUUUACUUCAACAUCAGGCUGUUGGUAGCGAUUAUAGCAAUUCUGGAUGGGAUCAAGGACAUUUGACUCCCGCAAAUAUAGCUCGGUGGUCUGAAAAAGCUUCGAAAAGUACAUUUUCAUUCAUAAAUAUUGCCCCUCAGGUACCGUAUAUAAACGAACAUCCCUGGCAAAAAUUAGAAUUUCACGUGGAGUGUUUUAGUACGAGACGUCGUACUCUCGUCGUUACUGGCGUUUGUAAAGAAUCGUUAGGUUUAAACAUCGGGAAAAAAAAAAUUGAUGUCCCCAAGUGUUUUUGGAAAAUGUUGUGCUAUAAAGAUGAAAAAAAUAUAGAGCAAGUCGUGGGUUUCAUCGGGGAUAAUUCACUCAUAAAACCCAGUACGAUAGCCGAUAGAGAAAAAGACAUAUUCACGGCGAGAUCGCAAUCGGAAAUCGAAAAACUAUAUGACAGUACAUUGGGCAAUCCAUGGGUUAAGUCGAUUGAAGUGACGGCUGGUCGAGAAGUCGGUAUUAAUCCUGGAUUUGACAACGAUGCAGAUUCAGGGACGAUAUGGUUGCCGGUGAACGUGUUCGAUUGUAUGAACGUUAAAACAAUUGACGAUCGCGAGAAAAAAGAAUGGGAAGAUAAAUUAAUGAGUAAAAAGAGAAAGCAAAAACGAGAUAUUUCAGAUCGAUUUUCUAGAGGCUGUACACCGUCGGAACUAGACGAGAAACAAGAACUGUUCGAUCUAAUCAAAAAACGUCAAGCUGCAGUGGUGGGCGACUCGGCGGGUGAUGACGACACUGAUUUGGAGGACGAUAAUUCACCUCCGAGUGGUAAUGUCGAGGUGUCAGUACAAAACUGUGGUAAACGUAUUAUCGGGUAUUACACUUCGUGGGGAUUAAAGAAGAUAAGGAGCGAUGCGUUGGCCAAGUUGACGCACGUAAUUUAUGCUUUUUUGGAAAUUCGCGCCGACGGCACCGUCGACCUGGGAUCACCGGACAUAGCACACAGUCCUAACGUAGAAGAAGAAACUGCCAAAGCACGGAGUAGGCUGGAGCAUCUCAUGAACUUGGCCAAAUUCUACCCACAUUUAAAAGUCAUGUUUGCAGUUGGAGGAUGGGAAAAUUCUCAGUAUUUCAGUAGAAUUGCCGCUUCAUCCGAUAGCAGGGUGAGGUUUAUAGCUUCUGUUGUUAAACUCAUAGAAAAAUUCGGUUUCGAUGGGGUGGACAUUGACUGGGAAUAUCCAGUGACGGGUGGAGCCAUAGAGGGUGUGCUACAAGAUAAGACUAAUUACGUUCUUCUCAUGAAAGACUUACGACAGGCUCUGGACGUUUUUGCCACGGACGCAGGUCGUAAAAACAAAUUUCUCAUAUCUUUUGCCGGAGCUGCUGGACAAUGGACACUGGAUCCAGGUUUUGAUUUGCCAGGAUUGCUACAGUACGCAGACUUUGUGAACGUAAUGACCUAUGAUUUUUUCGGCGCUUGGUCAAGUAAAUGGGGCGCGUACACGGGACCACCAGCACCAUUGUAUUUUGGAAUGCCACCUAGGUUUUCUGGCAAAACCAACGUGGACUGGACCAUUAAAUAUUACACUUGCAAAUCCAAACUUCCUCAUAAAAUCAACAUGGGUAUUCCGUUUUAUGGUCGGUUUUGGAAUAACGUAGGUGACUCUGUGGAUGGGAAAGACCAGAUGUGGAGAACGGCAAACGCGGUAAACGGUGUUUUCCAAGGUGGUUAUACACCGUGGUUCAAUAUAAAAAAAGACCAUUUGUCUGAUCAACGUUUCGAACAAAGUUUUCAUGAAAAAAGUAAAUCACCAUACGCUUGGAACGCAGCCACUAAAGUAUUUUUGGGUUACGAAAAUAAGAAGUCUUUAGAGUAUAAAAUCAAGUAUGCGGCCGAAAAAAAUGUAGGUGGUUUGAUGAUUUGGUCUGUAGAUUUGGAUGACGACGAUCUCACACUUUUGAAUACCGUGUAUACCGCACCCUUAUGUGACAAAACGAAUCCUAAUGAUGUAAAUCAUAAAUGUUCACCAAUAGAUGAAAAACGUUGGUGGACAUCUGAAGACGGAGAUGACUUUGCAGGGUUGUGUGGUCGUUCCGCUCCAUUGUACAAAGGUUAUUAUCCAGUAUGCGAUCCGGACGAUCCUGGUUACAGCUGUUGUGGACCGUCCGGAUAUUGUGGAUCCGGUGAUAAAUACUGUGAUUGUCCAACGUGCAAGGACUUCGGAAAUAAUCCAAAAAUAAUAUUGGACCAACCAAUCAAACCAACCGUUCCCGUAUCGUGGUAUUUCCUGGACGCGAAAGAAGGCCUGCGCGGAAGGUGUGGUCGAAAGAUACCAAAAAUCAACGGUGUGUUUCCCACCUGCAAUCCAGACGACGAAAACGCGUAUUGCUGUUCUAACGGCAACUAUUGCGGUAAGGGAGCUGAUUUCUGUAACUGUCAAGGGUGCGUGAAUUUCAAAACGAAACCGUCGUACCGAUUUGGACCAAAGAAGUGGUGGACCCUGGAAGAUGGAGAAAAGAGAGCUGGCACGUGUGGUCCGAAAGCGGACAAGGUUGAUGGCAAAUACGAGGCCGAGUGCGAACCCAAUACCAAAUUCAGCUGUUGUAGUCCAAACGGGUACUGUGGUUCCGGAUCGGAUUAUUGCGAUUGCAAAGGCUGUAAACGAUUUUAA
Macrosiphum euphorbiae (potato aphid) is the source of this 5952-nucleotide messenger RNA. The record is from the annotation of a GenBank genome assembly. NCBI's taxonomy places the organism in Eukaryota, Metazoa, Arthropoda, Insecta, Hemiptera, Aphididae.